AUGGAAGAACAGCACCAACAAUUCAAGUCCCCUGACCAGCAUUCCGAACCUAAUGGCCCUGAAGCAAGUAGGACAGACCACGAUGAGGAGUUUCAGUCUGUAGACCUAUCACCUCCUUUACCUCCCCACUCCCCCACUAACCCAACCACCCAAGACCAGACCUACUACAGCUACAUAGACCAGUUCUACUCCGGUGAAGACCUUCAGCACCCAAUCAACAAAGACCAAUCCCAUGCAGCACACACGCCUCAUGAAGAAAAGAGCAUGCAUUCUCAUCCAGAAGAUGAUUUUCUUGACAAGAGUGGGCCUAGUUAUGAUUCUUCUUGGAAAGAUGGUAAUCCAGAAGGACAGAAUAUGGGUUAUGAUUAUCAUCAGGAGCAGAAAAAUUAUGAGGAUGACGAUAUGGAGCAUGAUCAGCAUUACGAGCAGCAUUAUGAACAUCAGCAUGAAGAAGAAAAUGAAGAAAAUAAGCAGAAGGAUCAUCAGAUUUAUGGUGAUGAGAAUCAUGCCAUGGUUGAGGAAGCUAAACAAGUUGUUGAGACAGUUGGGAAACAAGUAGAAGGUGUUAUGAAAUUGGAGGAAGAAAAGAAAGAAGUUGUAGAAAAAGGAUACUUAAAAGUGAUUUUACUUGGAAAUUGAAAGAACAAAGCUUAUGAAGAGUAUAAAAAGCAACUAAUUGAAAAAGAAAACCAAAAGCAGCAUCCAGUUGAAAAGAAAGAGAAACAAGAACAUCUAGUAGAAAAGGAAGAAAUUAAAAUGGAUGAAAAAGAAAUUAAUCAAGAAAAUAAAAAUGAAGAAAUAGAACUUGAAGAAGUUAAAGAAAGCAAAGAAAUCACUGAAGAAAAGAAAAAAGACAAUGAGCAUGAAGAAGAAAUCCCAGACAAAGGAACAAAAGAAGAGUCUGGCUCCUCUACAGAUAACUCAGAAGCUUCAACUGAUGAUCCAUAUCAAACAAGUAUAAGCAACGAAGCUAUCCAAGAUCAAUAUGAGAGUCUACAGAUCGGUUCUAUGCCAUCAUUCGAGAUCCCAGAGUUUGACUUCAAGCCAGAGCCAAGGCUAAAAUCUCUCGAAGAUUAUACCAAAGAUCCCCAUGCCUCAAUAGAAUUUCUAAGGAACUUCUCAGUGUACUCAAAGGAGUUGAUCUUUGAAAUAAACGAUUUGGCUAUCCUUGAAGAAUUUACCAUUAAUAAAUCAUUGUGAGAGAAAUACUCUAAAGAAGGAGACACCAUUGAGAUAACCAUCAUGGGAGAUUAUGGAAGCAAUUUGCAGUUCCAACAAGCAGAUGGUAGUCAAGGAGAAAUCCCUCUUUCUUCUGAUUCUUCCUCUAUUGAUAAGUACAGUGAUGCUCUUUCUCAAAUCAUCAACUUCCUUGUUCAAAGAUCGAAAAAUAAGCUAGCUGGAUCAAAAAUAGCCAAAGAAAUCGCACCGAUAAUAACAGAGAGUAAUCAAUUCCAGAUGUUACACCUCUAUGCUCUCUUUGGAUUAAAUGAGAAGAAAAAGAAACUGACUGAGUUCAUCCAAGCUGGCAUUUCUCAUAAAAACAUCUUUAAUUACCUCUUAUGAAUUGCUGAUUAUAUCAAGGCAGGGCUUCAAGAUGCCUAUCUUGAGGAAAUUAAGUACUGAUAUUGGGUCAUUGUGUAUAUUCUCUUUAGAAAAUACUCUAAAGUCUCUCCAAUCUUGACAGAAGAAAAGUUCUCAAAAAUCAAUGUAAAUGACUACACAUUCGAGUGAUAUGAGUUGUAUUACUCAAAAUCUCCAGAAUCUGUGAACCUUGGACUUUUCCUCAACGUGAGUCUCAUCAUUUGAGAUGAUAAAAACAAAUGCUUUAAGACUAACAUGAACUUUUACCCUUGAAAAGUAGACAGAAAGAAGAGUAUUCAAGGAGUUCUAUCUGAUUACCCUCAUUAUUAUGAAAUUCACUGUGAGGACCCUACCCAUCAAAGUUUGUAUGCAAUGAGAGGGUCUGUGAAUGGAAAAUUCAUAAUCUCUAAUAAAUAGCGGAGAAUUUACUAGAUACGGCCCUCAUUAUAUUGGAGUACUGAAGGCCAACUUUUGGGGAACUGGGUUUGAUCUCUUUGAUUAUGGAAUUGAUCUUGAACUUGAGGAAGACCUUGUACCAGAAGGUUUCUUAAGUAAGCCAAAACAGUAUGGAAAGAUCCAAUAUGAAACAAAUAUCCUAGCAGAAGUUCCAAGAGCAUUCAAAUUCCUGUUUGAUAAUCCUGAAAAUGAUAAUGAAGAGACAACUUUAGAGAAUGUUAAGCCGAAAUGGUAUGAAGACCGAGGAUGAUACUGUCUUAAUUUCUAUGGUAGAGCUUUACAAGCAUCUGCCAAAAAUUUCCAACUUGUAGAAGAAGGAGAUACAGAUUGAGAUAUUAUCUUGAUGCAUGGUAAAGAAGAGAAGAACCAUUACAACGUCGACUAUCGAAGCCCUCUUAACUCUGUACAAGCUUUUGUGAUCUCCUUAGCUGCUAUUGGGCAUAAAAGAGCAGUUGGUUAAAAAAAUCCGUAGCUUAUACAUAUUCUAUAAAA
Messenger RNA from Moneuplotes crassus, 2529 nucleotides. The record is from the annotation of a GenBank genome assembly. Lineage: Eukaryota; Ciliophora; Spirotrichea; Euplotida; Euplotidae.